AUGGUGGUGUCCACGACAGUGUAUCUGCUUGUAACGGCAGUCCUCUGUUGCCUCCUCAGCGGAACGGAGGGAGCGCUGCAGUUUGAGUGGCUGAAACCGCCCAUUAAGAGCAAACCGCAAACUCCGCCAAAAAAUUGGCGUAACGUGUUGGAUGCCCUUUUGCGCUCCAUCGAAGAUGCUGAAUUGCAAAAAAGCAUUAAGAAUAUUAAAGAAAGCAUAAGUGCCGGACCGUCGCGGGAGAUGUUCAGCCACUGCGAUCUCAGCAUCCUGCGAUGUUUGAACAACAACCCGAUACAACUCACUUUGCAUGGCAUGGAGAAUGGGAUGGUGCAUUUUGAUUACCUACCAGACACCCUUCGCUUCCUCACGGUGGAAUCCAGCACAUUGAACCAGGAACUUUAUAUAAAGGCUCUCCCGGAAAGUUUACUUCAAUUGGUAUUUCACAACGUUACCUUCUUGUCGGGUAAUGCCACAGUUGCUCUUAAUGCAACUUUGCAGAGUUUUACAUGUAGGAAUUGUGGUCUUCACUCCAUCUCGUUUACCGGAGAAAGUGGGUUAAAAAUGCUGGACCUGAGCGAAAAUACGUUUGAUGACGUGCCAUUCAUUAUUCCCGGGAAUCUUACAUCGCUUAUAAUGCAAAACUGCUUGAAUAACUUGUCGCUAGUAAAAAUAAUGAGAGCCCUACCACCAGAUGUGCCUCUUCUUGACCUAAGAUACUCUCAAUUCAGUGAAUUUAUGAAGGGAAUUGCAACGGUACCACCUUCUCUGCGUUUAUUGUACGUCAGUGGCUGUCCCAUUAAUACUGAUGUCUCUUAUUUUUUAGAUACUUUAAAAUCCGCCAACCGAAAUGUUGAAAGGGUGGUUGCAAGAAACUGUGGCUUGGUGGGUAAGCUUGGUAAUGCUACGGAUUUGAAAAUGUUGCUUACACUUGACCUUGCACACAACCGUAUUUUGGAAGUUGUAUGGCGAGAACUGCCUCCAAUUCUUAAUCAUCUCGAUCUCAGUGCAAACGCCAUUGAUGGUAAGCUUCCCGUAAGGCUUCUUCCUCGUUUCCUCAAGUCGCUCAAUUUAUCCCAAAAUGGAUUCUCAGGGAAUUUCAACGUUAGUGAACUGCCACCGCAGCUGAUCAUUCUUGACGUGGGAAAUAACAAUUUUUCUGGAACCAUUGACUUUGCACGACUUCCGGAAUCUAUUCAUUACGUGUACGUGCAGCAUAAUAGGUUUCAAGGUACGCCAGACUUGGUGGAGAUCCCAGCCGGAAUUAGAAAAAUAUUGAUACACGAUAACAACUGGGAUUUGCUACGCCCCUCUCCCUGA
Molecule: messenger RNA, 1317 nt
Organism: Trypanosoma cruzi
Lineage: Eukaryota; Euglenozoa; Kinetoplastea; Trypanosomatida; Trypanosomatidae
Product: leucine-rich repeat protein, putative
Exons: 1
Coding region: 1-1317 (438 amino acids)
Cellular component (GO): plasma membrane
Source: RefSeq, a predicted model, not a curated record